GACUUGGGCGAACUAAAUAUUGGUGGAGAAGGCAAUGGGAUUAUAGCCAUACCAUUCCCUUGCUUAGCUUCUUUGCGUCUUUGGAGUCUACCAAAGUUGAGGCAUGUUUGGGCGAAGAAUCCACCAACAAUAUCUCAAGGCUUUCAUAAUUUGAAAUCGCUAUAUGUGUCUAGUUGCGGCAGCUUGAGGAUUCUGGUCUCGCCUUUCGUAGCCAGACUUCUUGUGAACCUAAAAGAACUAGAUGUACAUGGAUGUGAUACGAUGGAAGCAAUCAUUGACUGGGAGGAAGAAGAAGUAGAUGACGGGGUCAAAACAGAUACAAUCGUCUUUCCUCAAUUAACUUCCCUCAAGCUCUGGGAUCUGCAACCCCUGAAAAGUUUCUGCCCCCAGGGUUGCACUUUCCAAGGAUCAUUUUUGAAAGAAGUGCAAAUACGAGAUUGUCCUGCAUUGCAGUCACUCCCUUCGGCAGGCCAACGUGUAAUUGACGAGCAAGGAUCACUUGAAGAUUAUGAAGAAGAGGAUGAUGAUGGUGGUGAAAGGAUAACAUGGAUGCUAUAUAUCUGAACAUUUAUCGACCAACAAGUCCAGAGCGUGAAUGGUGGUCUUCAUGAUGAGGCAAUUUCCGAUACAUAUUUUACAGUCCGAGCAUAAAACCAUCUCUUGGAUGGAAACUAAGGUAACGAAGAUUUUUGAUGCAAAUUUCAUCCCAGAUCGGAUCAGUACUUCACAUUUGUCCCCGUGGCAGCUUCGAGCAUUUCUGUUAUCAAAUAGGGGCGAAUGGCGGCACUAAUUAAUGAACAAGUCUAUACCUUUGUAUGUAGAGGCCGUCAUGCAUGCAAUCCGCGAUGAUGAUGUUGUUCAUUAUUUUCCUAUCUUGGGUGCUUAAAUUUGGGUCUUUUCUGUUCUACCUCUCUUAUAAUUAAUUGGAUUCUGCUGCAACACUUCGUGGAUGUUGCAGUAAACUUCUUUGAGUUUGAAAUUUAAGCUGUUUCAUUGUAGUGGUGGGGGUUGUCUACGUUCGUGUUGGAAAAUGGUGUUUUUUUCAUAAUUCAAAUUCUCAAAUCAAUUUACGUGCACCUCGACUAAGGGGUGGUUUUCCUUUUUGGCUAAAAAUACUAAAAGUACCAAAAAUGCUUUUUCCAUCACUGAAGGGGCUUUCUUCCUUCACAAUGUAUUAAUCAGUCUUAACAGUAGGAAUUGGAAAAGACAAAACUCAAAAUGCAUGUUGUAAGCACUUGCAGUUUGAUUGCCAAUGUUGCACUCUAAUUUUCCUCACUCCUACGUUGUCUUGUGAACAAUUUUGGUUCUGUCUGAUACCUGCAUUGUUUCGGAAAAUAUCACCAUUCUUGUUGUUUGUCAUGUUUUCUGACUUAGACCCAUGUAGUUCCUCACUUUGUAUUUACCACCAAAACGACCUCUCUAUUUGGAUCACACACAAAUAUUACACGUCUUACGACACAGUCGUUAAGCCUGUUGCUACCGUCUUCUUCUUCUUUUUUCUUAACAAAGCAAGUUACACUUAUGUAAUUAAAGAAUAAUCGACGUUC
Rhododendron vialii is the source of this 1547-nucleotide messenger RNA. RefSeq lists its product as uncharacterized. The record is from RefSeq and is a predicted model, not a curated record. The transcript has 2 exons. NCBI's taxonomy places the organism in Eukaryota, Viridiplantae, Streptophyta, Magnoliopsida, Ericales, Ericaceae. The coding region runs from base 262 to 564 and encodes 100 amino acids.